AUGAUGUCCCGCAAGCGGUUCAAACCGGACCAAUUAUGGCAUUAUCUGUGUCCGGCAUUGAGUAUACCUAGGCGCCAUAUCGUUACCUUUCCUGCGACACGACGACGCUGCGCUUCCUCCACUCCUCUCCCCGCGAUAUCGAGAUGCCUCCGAAGACCCUACAGCUCUACUUCCGCGCAACGCUCGCACGAUCAAGGCCAACAAACACAGGAACAAAUUUAUUCGGAUGGAGAAGCUGAGGAGCUAUCUGAUAACAACGAAUAUAGUGAAGCGUGGGACGGGGAUCACUUGCUAGGGCCUAAAAAACGCCAGAGAUCACCAAAGAACAUCGAAACGUCGUCAAGUGGACGUCUGGAGAACCUACUUGCCAAAAAGGCGGAACAAACUCCGAACAUAAUCAAUGCGACGCAAAUACUACGUGUUUUGAUACGGGACCGUGGGAUUCGACCAGAAACCCGACAUUAUAAAGCGCUUAUACAAUGCCAUACCGACCCGCGGUUUGGGUCACCCUUUAUGGUGCAGAAGUUGCUUGCGGAAAUGGAAGAGAACGAUGUUCCAAUUGAUGCAGGCACGCUUCAUGCUGCGUUGCAGGCCAUUGCCGUCCAUCCAAACUUUGUGCUGCGGGCAGAUUUGUUGCGCACAUUACGAGAUCGAUGGUUCCCUCUCAGCCCGGAUGGUUGGCAUUAUGUUGUGGCGGGUCUGAUUAGGGAGCACCAGUUCGAAUUAGCCAUGGACCAUAUCGCGCAUAUGGAGAGGAAAGUUAUAGAGGUCAAGCCUUGGCUUCACAGUAUGCUUAUUUACUAUCUAUGCGAUGUCAAAGAAUUUGACCAAAUCAUCGAGUUGAUGGAGUCUCGCCUGAGCCAGGGCUACCAAAUAAGCAAAAAGCUUUGGAACCAUGUGCUUGAAGAAGCGGCAUUUGCUCGCCAUCGUGAUUUAACCCGCUUCCUAUGGACAAGAUUUGUUGAAGUAGACAGGACUCUGCCAAGGCCUUACCUAACCAAUCUUGUUCUCCAGAUGGCAUCUCACACACAAGACAAGGAGCUUUUGAAAUCAAUAACGAAUAUACUGGGCCCUAGUGUUGAUGAUGAAGCGAAAGAUUAUGAAAUGAUGUCCAAGGCAAGUAUCAAGUCAGGUGGGCUAUAUGCCGCGUUUCAGACGUUGUCCGACAUGCAGGAUGCGGGUCAUGAGGUGGUUUCAAGGUCUACUCAGGCGAUUCGGGCGCAUUGCGUCCAAAACAAGAUCCACCCACGAAACGUCUGGAGCGUUCUCAAGGAGCUGAAGAAUGAUGGAGAGAAUGUUCCUUUGGCGUGUGCUAGGGUGGUCGUUCAUCUGUGCACAGCAGCAGCGGUUGAUGAUCCAUUCGCAGUUGACGACGGGAUUGCGUUCUACAAAGAGCUCCAUACGCUUUGUAGUCGACACCCUGACACGGCUACAUUCAACUCUCUGAUCAGCAUGUGUCGGGUGGGCAAAAACGCCGAGUCUGCCAUGUUCAUGGUAAAGGAGAUGGCAACGCUGGGUGUUAUCCCGAAUGCGCAAACAUUUGAGCACCUCAUGCUCAUGUGUGUGGAUAUGGGGAAUUUUGAGUCAUCCUAUCUUUAUCUAAAAGAUUUGCGGGCACGGGGGUUCCACUUGAGCGAUAAUGCAAGGCUCGAUAUCCAGAGUCUCUGCGCAAAGUCGAGCGACGAGUUUGCUGCCAAGCUGAGGGCCGACCCAGGACUCUGUCCACAAGGCGCAAUGUCGAUCGAGGAAAAAGCGAGAAGGGAGUAUAACAAGCAACGGCGUAAGAAAAAGAGAAGGAUGGCGGCCAUUCGACGGUCCCAAGAAGAGGACGAGGACGAAUUUGAGGCUUACGAGCCGGGCCUAUCGAUACCACAGGAUCUUUUAGGCAAGGCUAAUCAGAUCCUAAGAGACGCAAUGGGAAUGAGGAGGGAGUGA
Molecule: messenger RNA, 1935 nt
Organism: Aspergillus puulaauensis
Lineage: Eukaryota; Fungi; Ascomycota; Eurotiomycetes; Eurotiales; Aspergillaceae
Product: pentatricopeptide repeat protein
Exons: 2
Coding region: 1-1935 (644 amino acids)
Molecular function (GO): protein binding
Source: RefSeq, a predicted model, not a curated record